Messenger RNA from Chiloscyllium plagiosum (whitespotted bambooshark), 2386 nucleotides. NCBI's taxonomy places the organism in Eukaryota, Metazoa, Chordata, Chondrichthyes, Orectolobiformes, Hemiscylliidae. The record is from RefSeq and is a predicted model, not a curated record.
GUGCGCUGUCUCUUUAAUUCCAGGCCAUGGUAUGAUGGUGUCGAUCGCCGAUGAGUCGCUCUGUGGGUUGAUGUAUCGGUGCUCCAUGUUGGGGGCCUGUCUGUCCAUGGCGAUGGAGGCUCUCGAUCUGUUCCGGGCGCUGGGCUCGGGGGCCCGCUUUGAUUGGAAACGCUUCGGGAAGGACGCUGAGAGGCUGCGGGUAAUGAAUUCAAGCAGCACCAUCUUGAGUGAAAAUGUUCCUGACCUUGACUUUUUUAACAGUCAGCGUGCUAAAAACUGCAAAUCAGUGGUCAGUGUGUUGAAAAGCAAUGGGGAGGAAAAAGAGUCUACAGCAGACUGCAAGGGCGACAUGUGUGUAUCCCUAGGAAAAAGAAAAUUAGACAUGGGUAGUUCAGAAAAGAAGAAAAGGAACAAAGUGACCAAUGCAAUGUCUGACAUUUUUUCCAAUACCAAAGAUGAUGGUGGUGAUGAUGAUGAUGGAAUAAUGUUGAUGUCCUCACUGGGAAGGAAGACCAAGAGUAGUAUUGACAGGACAGACACCGAACGCAGUGCUGAGAAACUGGAACAUCAACGACGAGAAAAGAUAAAUCAACUCCGGCGUAAGCAUCGGAUUCAUGUGGAUGGAACAGAUAUUCCUGAACCAGUUGCAACCUUUGAACAGCUCUUACAGGAGUAUAACGUGCACACAAAAAUUAUUCAGAACAUACAGGAAGCUGGUUUCCAAUCACCCACCCCCAUACAGAUGCAAGCCAUUCCUGUAAUGCUACAUAAUCGUGAAAUCCUGGCCUGUGCCCCAACUGGAUCGGGAAAGACCUUGGCCUUUUGCAUUCCACUUUUGACUUGUCUAAAACAACCAAUGAACAAGGGUUUCAGGGCCCUGAUACUGUCUCCUACUCGCGAGCUUGCCAGCCAGACUCAUCGGGAGCUAGUAAAGCUCUCCGAAGGUAUAGGAUUCAGAAUUCACAUGAUCAACAAAGCAGCUGAGGCUGCCAAAAAGUUUGGUCCCAAGACGUCAAAUAAAUUUGAUGUUUUGGUGACUACUCCAAACAGACUGAUUUAUUUGUUAAAUCAGGAUCCUCCCGCUCUGGACCUCAGCAGGGUGGAGUGGCUGAUUGUUGAUGAAUCUGAUAAGUUGUUUGAAGAUGGCAAAUCUGGAUUCCGAGAUCAGCUCGCCACUAUCUUCUUGGCAUGUACAUCUCACAGUGUCCGGCGAGCCAUGUUUAGUGCCACCUUUGCAUUUGAUGUUGAGCAGUGGUGCAAACUGAACUUGGACAACGUGAUAUCUGUGUCGAUUGGUACAAGGAAUUCUGCCGUGGAGACAGUGGAACAAGAGUUACUUUUUGUGGGUACUGAAACUGGAAAACUAGUAGCGAUGAGAGAUCUGGUUAAAAAGGGAUUUUCACCUCCAGUGCUAGUUUUCGUUCAGUCUAUUGAAAGAGUGUGCUUGUUAUAUGUAGGACGGACUGGAAGAGCUGGUCAUCGAGGAAAGUCUAUUACAUUUUUCACAGAAGAUGAUAAGCCACUUUUACGGAGUAUAGCAAACGUUAUCAAACAAGCUGGCUGCCCUGUACCAGACUAUAUGAUGCAAAUAAACAAACUGCAAAGUAAACAAAAGAAAAGGUUGAUCAAAAAUCCAAUCAAACGAGCAGAUAUCAAGACCACACCAAAGUACUUCAUUGAAAAGGCUUCCAGGACGAAAAAAAUGAUACAGAAGAGCAAGAAAAAAGAAAAAUCCCAUGCAAGUGUGCCAGCUGCCAAGGCUGAACAGGUUACCACUGAAAGCUAAUGAAGCGCUGCUGGAAAUGUUCAAGAUUGUCUUCUGCAGUUGAGAUGCAGAGCAUCUGAUAGCCACUUGUACAUCAGGGACUGAUGCUGAACAUUACUAUUGUUUACACUUGCAUUUUUUAAAAUGCUUAUCUGAAUUUUUUUUUUAAUUUAAGUCUUUAGAAGCAGUGUUUUUGGUGUGAUACUUCAGCUGUGAUCAUUUUUAUAUUGUAUGUUUAUGCCUUUAGAAAUAUUCCGUACCUAUGUACAGUUGUAUCUUUUGAGAGUGUGAUCUUCACAUACACAGAGUAUGGUCAUUUCUACCUGAAACAGCAUGUUGGCAUUUGGAUACUUCAAAUUGUCUUUCAGAAGGACUGUUUUUGUAUGGAAGUUAUGCUUCAAGCAGAUAUAGUUACAGUUAUGACAGUGGGAAUAAAUAUCACCAACAUAAUUUAAGGUAAAUUCAUUUGGGAAAUGAUUUUUUUUAAAAACUGAAAAUUAAGAUCUGUAUAACUAAGUCUAGUGUUAAUGUAAGCAGUGAAAUUUUGUCAAAACUGACCAUUACCUUUAUCUCAUUGUCUGAGAUGCAGUAUUUUCUAAAAUUAAAACAAGUUUCAUUUGA